Schistocerca piceifrons (Central American locust) is the source of this 750-nucleotide messenger RNA. Its product is annotated as proline-rich extensin-like protein EPR1. The record is from RefSeq and is a predicted model, not a curated record. Bases 1 to 750 code for a protein of 249 amino acids. The transcript has 3 exons. Lineage: Eukaryota; Metazoa; Arthropoda; Insecta; Orthoptera; Acrididae.
AUGGCCCGCGCGCACCUCCUAGUCCUGACGAUGUGCUGGUUGGCAGUGUCGGUACGCACUGCACCUGCGGGACCAUACAGCGGUAACGGCGGAGGCGGCUACAGCAGAGGCGGUGGCGGUAAUGGCUACAGCGGGGGCGGCGGGGGCGGCAACGGCUACAGUGGGGGCGGCGGUGGUGGCAACGGCUACAGCGGAGGCGGCGGAGGUUUCGGCGGCGGCGGCGGCGGUGCCGGCGGCGGUGGCUACAGCCCGCCACUCCCCAACGGGUACGCGCCGCCUCCAGCCGUCGACACGCAGUACGGCGCACCAGCGCAGGCGCCGGUCAUCCACAAGCACGUGUACGUGCACGUGCCGCCGCCAGAGCCCACGUACGCGGCGCCCAGGAAGCCGCAGCCUCCGCCGCCGCCCCCACAGAAGCACUACAAGAUCGUGUUCAUCAAGGCGCCCGCGCCGCCGCCGCCCACGGUGCCGGACCUGCCGCCCAUCGCGCCGCCCCCCGAACAGAAGACGCUCAUCUACGUGCUCGUCAAGAAGCCCGAGGAGCCGCCCGAGAUCACCAUCCCCACGCCCGCGCCCACACAGCCUUCCAAGCCGGAAGUCUACUUCAUUCGCUACAAAACACAAACUCAGGAGGGUGGCGGACCGGGCGGCGCGUACGGACCUCCAUCGCCGUCUGGCCCCAGCCCAGAAUACGGUGCUCCAAGCGCCGGUGGCGGCGGCGGCGGCGGCGGCGGCUCGGGCCCCUACUGA